UUAAAAAAUUAGGCAAGUUAUAAUUUAAAGUAAUUUUUGUGUUUGUAUUUAUCACAUUAAAUUAUAACCAAACUGUUAUUCUAUAGACUUAAAUCAAUGUUAGGACAUUUCAGUGCCUUAGUUAUUUAAGAAAAUUAAACUAAACCGUUAAUAGUAAUUGUCAAAAAUUACCAAUUGUCUUACUUUAAUAUUUAUCUGACAAUGACUGGUUUUUACUACUUUGUAAUUGUCGGACAUGGUGAUAAUCCUAUAUUUGAAAUGGAAUUCAUGUCCAGUAAAGAAGUUAAAAAAGAAGAUCAUAGUCAUUUAAAUCAGUUUAUAGCUCAUGCUGCUUUGGACCUAAUUGAUGAGCUUAUGUGGAAAUCUACUUCAAUGUAUUUGAAGAGUGUAGAUCGCUUUAACCAUUGGACAGUAUCAGCUUUUGUUACUGCUAGUCGGAUGAGAUUUAUUAUGGUUCAUGAUUCAAAAAAUGAUGAGGGUAUAAAAAAUUUCUUCACUGAAGUUUAUGAAAUGUUUAUAAAGUAUGUAAUGAACCCAUUCUACAAGUUAAACAUGCCAAUUAAGUGUGGAUCAUUUGACAAAAAAGUACAAUUCUAUGGUCGUAAAUAUUUAGUUAGUUAAUGUUAAAAUAUUAUAUAAUAUAUAUUUUGAUUUAUUGUGAUCUUUA
This is a messenger RNA of Sipha flava (yellow sugarcane aphid), 667 nucleotides long. It is a transcript of the gene Trs20, whose product is annotated as trafficking protein particle complex subunit 2. The record is from RefSeq and is a predicted model, not a curated record. Gene Ontology annotation, cellular component: nucleus; TRAPP complex; cytoplasm. Lineage: Eukaryota; Metazoa; Arthropoda; Insecta; Hemiptera; Aphididae. The coding region runs from base 202 to 621 and encodes 139 amino acids. The transcript has 3 exons. Gene Ontology annotation, biological process: endoplasmic reticulum to Golgi vesicle-mediated transport.